CGGGUGGGUUCAGUUGGUCCGCAACCGUCUCAGGCAACGCACGUGUCGCAGUCUCAAAAUUCGAUUGGAAUAUUUGGAUUUGGGGAUUCUCGGUUAAACGCGCGCGCGGUGUUUAAAUAACUAAAACAACUGUUUAAUAAAAAAACGAAUAAGAAGCAGGCAAACUAGAUUCUUCUUCUGUUUGCAUAAAGAAUUCUCGGUUUAGUUCUAACCCAGCAGCUGCAGCUUCAAUAUGCCAGAGGAAGUGCCCGCAAAGGGCAGUGUAUUAGGCAAACUCGUGCCAGCCCGCUAUGUUCUGGCCCUGCUUGGAUCCAUUGGCAUGGCCAUUGUGUAUGGCCUGAAGGUGAACCUCAGUGUUGCCAUGGUGGCCAUGGUGAAUCACACGGCAAUUAAGGCAGCUAAUGUCGACCUAGGACACGGACACUUGCAGUUGAAUGUAUCAGCAUUGGCGCCCACCCAAGACUUGCCGGAGGAGUGUUCGCCACCGGGCGAACCCACAAAUAAGACGUCUGUCGUUGAGGACGGACCCUUCAAUUGGAGUGAACCCCUGCAGGGCACCCUGUUGAGUUGCUAUUUCUGGGGGUAUCUGGUCUCCCAGAUUCCUCUGGCCCAUGUGGCUGAGAACUUCUCAGCUAAAUGGGUGAUGUUGUUCUCCGUCGCCAUUAACGUCGUUUGUACCCUGCUAACGCCUGUCUUCACGAAACUUCACUACGGGGGUCUUAUUCUGAUGCGAGUGCUGGAGGGUGUGGGAGGUGGAGCUUCGUUCCCGGCCAUGCAUGUCAUGAUUGCGUCGUGGGCUCCUCCAACCGAACGAAUGGUCAUGUCGACCAUUAUCUAUGUGGGCACUUCUGCUGGAACCGCCCUGUCCAUUCUUCUAGCUGGUCUCCUGUCCGCCGAGUGGGGUUGGGAAUCGGUAUUCUAUGUCAUGGGUGCCCUCAGUUGCAUUUGGAUGCUGUUGUGGGUGAUUCUUGUACAGGAUAAUCCCAAUAAGCAGCGGUUUAUCAGUCCCGAGGAGCGUCAAAUGAUCACCAGUUCUUUGGGCACUGAGGAAAAGACGGAACAUCAUCCCGCUGUACCGUGGGGCAAGGUCUUCACAUCGGUUCCCUUCUGGGCCAUUCUGAUUGCUCAUACAUGCAGCAACUUUGGUUGGUACAUGUUCCUCAUCGAGAUUCCUUUCUACAUGAAGCAAGUCCUCAAGUUCAAUGUGGCGAGCAAUGCGGCACUCAGUGCUCUGCCAUAUUUCCCGAUGAUCAUUUUCAGUAUUUGUCUUGGCAAGCUCCUGGACACACUACAAGCCAAGGGAAAAAUCUCGACAACGUUUGCUCGCAAAACGGCCACCUCCAUAUGCACUAUCAUUCCGGGCAUCUGUCUGCUGGUUCUCUGCUACAUCGGUUGCCGGCACUAUGAAGCCGUCACCGUGAUGUCUGUGGGUAUUGUUGCCAUGGGCGCCAUGUUCUCAGGCUUCCUCUCGAAUCACAUCGACAUUGCACCCAAUUUCGCUGGAACUCUGGUGGCUUUAACGAACACAGCAGCCACCUUGCCCGGCAUUGUGGUGCCUCUCUUUGUUGGCUUUGUUACCCAUGGAAAUCAAAACAUUGGAGCUUGGCGCAUCAUUUUCGGUGUCACCAUUGUUCUCUUCGCUCUGGAGUUCCUGGUCUUUGUUUUCUUGGGUUCUGGUAGCGAACAGUCCUGGAAUAAGGCCGGCGUCCAAAAGGAUCCCGAGGCUAAGGACGAGAAAACUCCACUGAAGGAAACUGUGCCCGUUGCCAAGCCUUAACUACAGGAUCCGUCGUCGCCGCUACUACCAAAAGCGUAAUCGUAAUCUCGUUUCCCAUGAUCAAUUUUGCAAUCUGCAACUCAAGAUGACUUUUGAACAGAGCAUGCACCGACUAACGGCCAACUUGACGGUCGUACCACCGGACUGUAAAUACUUAACUACCAAUUACCAAUUAUAUAGUUUUUAGUUUCGCUAUAACACUAAGUACGAGUAUCUCUGUACCUCCAAGACAACUCAAGCCCGCCUAAUGUACUUAACACCCUAGAUUUCAAAAGUUAUCUACAAAUAAAGCGAUGUCGUAGUAUUCAA
Molecule: messenger RNA, 2086 nt
Organism: Drosophila willistoni
Lineage: Eukaryota; Metazoa; Arthropoda; Insecta; Diptera; Drosophilidae
Gene: MFS3
Product: sialin
Exons: 4
Coding region: 233-1777 (514 amino acids)
Biological process (GO): monoatomic anion transport; transmembrane transport
Molecular function (GO): transmembrane transporter activity
Source: RefSeq, a predicted model, not a curated record